Cololabis saira (Pacific saury) is the source of this 2773-nucleotide messenger RNA. RefSeq names its product NOP2/Sun RNA methyltransferase 4 (gene nsun4). Lineage: Eukaryota; Metazoa; Chordata; Actinopteri; Beloniformes; Belonidae. The record is from RefSeq and is a predicted model, not a curated record. The coding region runs from base 19 to 1233 and encodes 404 amino acids. The transcript has 8 exons. Gene Ontology annotation, biological process: rRNA methylation. Gene Ontology annotation, cellular component: mitochondrial large ribosomal subunit. Gene Ontology annotation, molecular function: methyltransferase activity.
ACCUUGUCACACCACGUGAUGGCGUUGAUCUUGGAGAAAAGCAGCAGAUUUUUACUAAAAAAGAUUAAAGAUCUGAGGUUUUUAACGCAGAAGCGGAACAGAGUGAAAGAAAAAUGGGCUGUUACUCGUGUCAAGUACCCCCCCAGCAAACUGGCCCUGCAGCACUUUGACGCCACCUACGGGGCCCAGCUGGGGCAGCUGUGGCCGUCAGUCCGAGUCGCCCUUCUGUCAGAGAGGAAGUACGGAGCCCUGCUCAAUAACUUCUGUCACGAUGCAGCUGUGGCAGAGUACCAAACGCAGGGGUGCAAAGAUUUCAUCAGCGACGGAGCCCAAGAGGCAGCUCAACCACCCGCUGAGCAAAAACCUGAAGUUGGGACUACGGAAGAAUUCAGCGAUGAUUCUCUGCAAGAAGGCGCUUGUUUAGAUAAUCAGCAACAAGUUCCCUUAAAGCUCAGUCCAAAUAUAAAAUGCUUUGUGUUUCCAAGAGGAGAUGUAACACGAUUCAAGCCUGCAAGACCGGACAGGUUCGGCCUGUUGGGCUACUAUCUGAUGGACGCAGCGUCCGUGUUGCCUUGUCUCGCUCUGGAUGUUCAGGAGGGUCACACUCUGCUCGACCUGUGUGCGGCCCCUGGAGGCAAAACCCUCGCCCUACUGCAGACCCAGAUGAUCAGAUUUUUGUGCUUAAACGACGACUCGGUUUCUCGAACUUUACGACUGAAAAAGGUCCUCGGGAGCUACGUCCCUAGGGAGUUUCUGACAGAUGACAGACUCCGGAUCACCUCCUUCGACGGCACCAAAUGGGGGGAAAUUGAAAGGAACACUUUUGACAGAGUUCUUGUGGAUGUUCCCUGCACCACGGACAGACAUUCUCUGAUGGAGGACGAUAACAACAUAUUCAGCAAGAGCCGGACCGGUGAGAGGCGGAUGCUGCCUCAGCUCCAGCUGGAGCUGCUGCUCGCGGGAAUCGAAGCGGCUUGUCCUGGCGGGGAGAUCCUUUACUCCACCUGCACUCUGUCUCUACACCAGAACCUGAGUGUGGUUGAACAAGCCGUCCACGUGGCUCAGGAGAAGCUCGGCAUCCAGCUCCAGGUUGUCAAUCUGAGGCCACUCACACAGAUGUUUAGGAACACCUUUCACUUCGCUCCCAACCUCCGCCUGGGAGAGAUGGUCAUCCCGCACUUAGCCGCUAACUUUGGACCCAUUUACCUGUGCAAGCUGAGGAGACUCACAUAAACGCCCUUGCUGGACUUGUGCGUGUGUAUAUAUGUGUUAAAAGAUAUUAUCUUUUGAACUGAAUUAUUUUCACUUGCCGUAUUAGGACUCAUCUGCAUUUCCUAAAACAGUCCUGACCCCACAGUGGACGGAUUUCAUUGCUGACAUGAUUGAUGACGUCCUCAUGUCUGCGUGUUUACCCUGGAGAGUUACAAUCACGAGCAUUUUGAACUGUCUGAAUUGUCUGAAUUUCAGUGUAACGUACCUGCAGUUCCAGCUGCGGCCUGCAGGGGUCUCCAGUAGCUAAGCAGUAGGACUGACCUGUGUAUGACCUGUAUAUUCCGUGUCCACUAGAGGGCGCUAAACAUCCUGUAUGUGUUCCGCUGCAGGAGCUGCAGUGUGUGACCUCCUGCUCUGGUCAGGUUUAUAGAGAUGAUGUUUCCAGGGUCACAUUACAGAUAUUUCCAUUGAAAUUACCUCCUCUCUGUAACUCUGCAGCCAAAAUGGGUUUGGCUGGUUCUGUGGUUAUUCAUCAGGUUAGAUUGCUUUACCUAAUAUUGUGAUAUAUGUCCGUAGGAAAAGAUGAGAUAAUGAACACGAAGGUAAUGACCUAUUUAACCAUUUGGCUUCUCAGAUCUGAAUCUGUGCAACUUUCAUUACUAGAGCUGGAUUGACUCCAUUCUGCUUUGACAUCACUCACAGGUGAAUUUUUCCCCUCUUAUCACAGCCUAAUGUGAGGCAGAGGUGCAUCUCGUACCAUCACACCACCGAUGACCCUUUAUGUUGUCCUGGCCAGGCAAUGUAGCGUGAAAAAGGUGUAUGCGUGUGCGCACAUUUGUGUACACGAGUGCGUGUCGAACAUCCCACCAUCAUUAAGCUGCUCCGAGUGCCGGAGCUGACUGCCAUCCCCGUGCAGGGAUGGACGGCAGCCAUGCGGCUCCCAGAUGAACAUUAAAGAGGCAGCAGAGAGCUAAAAUGGGCCGACUUGCCCCGUUUUACCCCUCGCCUUUUUUAUUCCACAGCUGAGUGCAGAUAAUUUUUUGUGCGAUUGUGAGUGAUUACUGUAUUACUGUGUCAAAAAAGGGAUGUAUCAGGGAAUGCAGAGGGAAUUAAUGACACAUAAAAACUAUUUUUGUAUUGACUGCAUUCGUCCCCGGGGCCUGGGAUGCCUUUUUGCAUAUCUUGUGAUUACCUAAAUGCAUUGUAAAUAUGUGUUUCCUAUGGGUUCUUUCAUAAAUUUACAUGUUUUAACACUCAGGAGACGGCAGACUGUUGGAGAUGAGUUGCUCUCAAUUCUGCCGGUCUAUAGAUGCGACUGACUGCCUGCUUUAUUAUUGAAUUAACCAAUGAAGCGCUUUGCUUUUGUGUCCCUGAGUGUAAGCCUGUGUUAUGGAGACAUGCUAUGUAUUAGAAAGAUGAACAUAAUAGUUUGAACCAUGAUGUGUUUUUACAAUACAAUUUCAACGUUGCAUCUUUCAAAUGAGCACACGGGACACUGUAAUAGUGUUGUGUUUUCACCUCAGCCGCUCCAGGUACUGAAUAAACUCCCAUAACGGGCUGC